Pteropus alecto (black flying fox) is the source of this 6319-nucleotide messenger RNA. RefSeq names its product stomatin like 1 (gene STOML1). Gene Ontology annotation, cellular component: plasma membrane. The record is from RefSeq and is a predicted model, not a curated record. Bases 978 to 1928 code for a protein of 316 amino acids. The transcript has 6 exons. Lineage: Eukaryota; Metazoa; Chordata; Mammalia; Chiroptera; Pteropodidae.
UCCAGGGUGGUUUGGACCACACUGAGAGCUUUGGCAUUGAUUGAUGAUGGACGAAUUCCCCAUCCUCUGCCCCCUUUCCUUAAAUGGUAUAAUACCACACUUCUGUUAAAUGAGUGGGGCAAGGAUUGUUCAUUCUCAUCUUUCAGAUGAGGAAAGUGAGGCUCAGACUUGUCUAGUCAUGCUGGAAGCCAAACUCCCAAGUCCUGGUGUCUGGACACUGGCCUUGAGGUGCACACAUUUUAUCGCCAAAUUUUCUUCCCUUUGGGUUAGGCUAAAUUGGAAAUGAAAAACACUCAAGUUGCCCCAGCAGGUUAUGAGUGAUAGGUAUUCAAGCUUCGUUUCCCAUCGUAAAGAUGGGAAAAGGACGAACUAUAGUCGAGGAUCACACCUGAAAGCUGCAGUGAAGGUGUAAGCCCAGACAUGCCCUGCCCUUUGUGUGGCCCUAGACCAUAGUCAGCUUUUCUGGAAAGCCUUUGGGUUUGGUGUGGUCUGGAAGGGAGUCCUUAGAAGGUCCCAAAUCCUAGUCCUAAAACUGUCACUGAAACAAGUAUUGUGUGACCUUGGGUAAAUCACUUCACCUUUCUGGGCCUUCAUUUCUCAGUUUGGACGUAUUUGCUUCUGUGGAGACUCUAAGGACCUGAAGUCGAUGAAGCCCUUUGCUUGUGGUUGUUGGUAGAGCAGUCCAGCCUUUGCUCCUAACUUAUCUAAGGGCAGAAAGUUUCCAAGUUUGAGUCACAUCUAGCUAGCAUCAGACCACAGAAAUGAAACAUUCCUCUGAGGAUUGAGUAAUACCGUAUGGUAGUUGAGAACAUAGCUUCUGGAGUCAUUCAGAGCUGUAUCCAGAUCUUGCCUGUUUCACUUACGGGCUGUGUGAUUUUUGAGCAAGUCACUUAACCCCUCAGAGCCUUGGUUUUCUCAUCUAAAAACGGUGUUAAGGAUACCUGACACUGUCCAGGAUCGUGCCCACCUAUGAGCGGAUGAUCGUGUUUCGACUGGGCCGGAUCCGCACCCCUCAGGGACCUGGCAUGGUUCUGCUCCUGCCCUUCAUUGACUCCUUUCAGAGGGUGGAUCUGAGGACACGAGCCUUCAAUGUCCCUCCCUGCAAGUUGGCCUCUAAGGAUGGGGCUGUGCUGUCCGUGGGGGCUGAUGUUCAGUUCCGCAUCUGGGACCCAGUACUGUCAGUGAUGACUGUGAAGGACCUGAACACAGCCACGCGCAUGACGGCCCAGAAUGCCAUGACCAAGGCCCUGCUCAAGAGACCUCUGCGGGAGAUCCAGAUGGAGAAGCUCAAGAUCAGCGACCAGCUCCUGCUGGAGAUCAACGAUGUGACCAGGGCCUGGGGGCUGGAGGUGGACCGCAUGGAGCUGGCUGUGGAGGCCGUGCUGCAGCCGCCCCAAGACAGCCCCGCUGGACCUGGCCUGGACAGCCCCCUUCAGCAGCUGGCUCUCUACUUCUUGCGGGGGGGCAUGUCCUCAGUGGCAGGGGGUACCCUGCACCCAGGGCCAGAUAAGGAGACUCCAGAAAAGGAUACCUUGGAGAUGGUGAAUGAAGUUGAGCUGCCUGCCCAUCACGGUGUUGGGCCCAGUUCGAAGCAGCCUGCGGCCGAGGGGCUGCUCACUGCUCUACAGCCCUACCUGUCUGAGGCCCUGGUCAACCAAGUUGGGGCCUGCUACCAGUUCAAUGUCAUCCUGCCCAGUGGCACCCAGAGCACCUACUUCCUGGAUCUCACUUCAGGGCAAGGGAGGGUGGGAUGUGGGGUGCCCGAUGGCAUCCCUGACGUGGUGGCGGAGAUGGCCGAGGCAGACCUUCGGGCCCUGCUGUGCAGGGAGCUGUGGCCCUUGGGGGCCUACAUGAGUGGACGGCUGAAGGUGAAGGGCGACUUAUCUGUGGCCAUGAAGCUGGAGGCUGUCCUCAGGGCCCUGAAGUAGCAGCCUUGGUUGACUGACUAUAGCCCAGUCCUAACCUGGCACCAAGCCAGGGGGCGUCUUGCUGGAGGAUGCAUUGGCACUGCACCUUAGAUGGAGGCUGGGAAACACCAGAGGCUAGGAGAGGCUGAGUCGGGCUACCCUGCCCUUCUGACCUACAGUGGUUCUCUGGACAACCCUUUGCCCAUCCCAAUCCUUGCCGAUUGUCCAGCCCUGAAGUGGGCACACAGCAUGAUGACAGGAGGGCCAGGUCUCUCUGCUCUGCUGGCUACCUGACUAGAGAGACAUGGCCCACAGAAAGCCCAACGGCAGUUGGUUUGGUCCCAGUGUGAGGGAGUAAAGCACGUGGCUCAGGUUCCCGGCUCUAGAGUUGGGGGGAUCAGAGAGAUUGGCAGUGGGAGAUGGCCACCAAGAAGAGGUCACCGCAUUGGGAAGGAUUUGGGGAUCCGGCUGGGCCCGCCUUACUAAUUGCAGCCUGGGUCCAGGCCAGUGGGUUGGGGAUUGGAAAGAGGGGUGCCUGCUCUUCCCUUGGCCCUAAAGACCUCUUGGCUUGUUUACCGGCUCUGUCUUGCAUGCUUGAGGGGCCAGUCCAGGGCCUAGGGUAGCUCGAAAGGGAGCCUUGCCCUUCCUGUGCUUCUUAACAGAGGUUUGAAAACUCAAAUGUAGUGUUUACAGUGUAUUGGAGAGCAGUGGGGAGAAUGGAGGUAGUUGGUUCCCCAGGCUAUGCCCUUAUUCCUGGCCAGCCAGGGACCAGGGCCUUGAAGGCUGACACAGGCCCUCAUGAUGCUCUUGAAUCACCCACAGCUCCCCUUCCUGCGGAAGGUGUCACAGCCCCGGGACAAGAGUGGGCACUCAUGUUCUUUAUAGUUGAAAAGGAAGUUUGCCAUGAAAGGGUGCAUAUGGGUGUGUUAGAGCUGGUCCAGGAAACGACCUAAUGUGGGGCACGGUAAAGUCACCACAUUUAGGUUAGGAGAUAGGGCUGCUCUCAGCUGCUUCUGUUGCACUGUGGGUCACUUUCUCCACUAGUAGAAGGGCAGGAAGUGGACAUGGAGGUUUGGCCUGGCCCAGCUCUGGGAGCCUGGCCUGGCUUUCUGCUCCAAUGCUCCAGCCCAAACCCCAGAGACCUCAGAGGAGGGGCUUUUCUCCAUUCCUCAGAAAUGAAUCAAAAAAAAAAAAAAAAAAAAAGAAGAAGAAGAAAAACAAAUCACUUCUUGAAGUUUGUGAAACUCCACAGAAAUCCAAGUUCUCCCUUUGAGGACCCUCUCCCUCAGGGCCCUCUCCAGCUUCCUUGGCAUCAGGCGCUGUCCACUUCACCCUUUCAUUCCUGCCAGUGCCUUGUGCCUCCUCUUGUACUCCCAGCAGAGACCACACACCCAUUGGGUUCAGGUUACAGCUCCAGGGCCCCUCCCCAGAGGGCCCAAGCCCCUGCCUGUUGCCCCUCUCUGCCCACCUGGAAGCCACCCAGCCAGGGCUGUCUGCCCAAAAGCCUGCCUUCCCAUUCCUGUCUUGCUGCCCGUAGGCCUAGUGGGACAUGAUCUUCUUUGCUGUCACCUGGGCUCCCUCUCCACUCUGGGGCUGUCAUCAUGCCUCUUCCCCACUGCCUGUGUCACUAUUCUUUGUACAAGUGCUUGCCCUCCAUGAGCUUCCUGUAUGAGUGAGUCAUUUCUGUUUCCUCCAUCACUACUGCACACAGCACACCAAGGGUUAAUGGACAUCUUCCUCUGAAAGCUUAGGGGAAACCGAAACUUACAGACUCUCUGUGGGCGUGAGAGGAUCAACAUAACAUUUAGGGGAAACUGAAACUUGUGGAUGUAGGUGGUUGAAAUCAGACCUGCCGCCCACCAGUAAUACCUGGUUCUGGGGAUAUUCGCCACUCCUUGGCAAGGUCAGCACUCUAGGAAAGAGAGCCCACAGGCUCAGGAGCCUCUAUGCUUCAGGGGAUUGAGCAGACCUUGCAGUCUCCACAAGAGGAGGAGGGGCACCAAACAGGGUUUGGGGAGGAAGAAGGAAGGUGUCAAUCAAAGGCUUCUUGAGUAGGUGAUACCUGAGCCUUGCAGCUCUGUGGGCAAGAAGAAAUGGGGAACAUUGGGCAGAAGGGAAACCCCCUGUGAGGACACAGAAGAGGCAGCUGGGCCCCUCUGAUUUGGGGAACUAGAACCUAAAGUAUGAGGGGGGAUAAAAAUAGUAAAUGUUAACUGUGUACCAAGUAUGUCCCUGUGCUGUACUAGACACUGCCUAUGUGUUAAAAAGUUAUGCUAUGUUGAUAUAUAUAAUAUAUAAUACAUAAUAUAUAAUGUAUUAUGUUGAUGUUACUUUUUAAAUAUUUAAAUUUUGAAUAGCUACUACAGUCACUGGUUCAAAAAUUUUGAAAAAUUGAAAAGGUAUACUAAGUAUUAUCCCUCAUACAACUGACUCCAUGAAUUUCCUACAAAUUCUUCUAAAGUAUCCCCUGGUAUUACUUUCUUGGUUAUUCUUCCAGGAGUUUUUUUUUUUAUUUUUUUUUAACAUAUAUACAAGGAAAUCCAAAUAUGUAUCUUCUGGGUUUUUAUUACACAAAUUGCAACCUAGCAAGCAUAGUGUUGCUUUGUUCACUUAACAUUACCCCUUGAGGCUUUUUUCAUAUUAGCUAGGACACACACACACACACACACACACACACACACACACACACACACACACACACUCACUUUCCCCAUUUGGUUUUGUAGUUAAAUAGGAUUCUACUGUAUGGGUGUAUCAUAAUUUAUUUAACCUGUUUUGCAUUGACGGACAUUUAGAUUAUUUUUUGAGUUUUGCUAUUUCAAACAAUGUUGUAAUAAUCUUUAACAUAUGCUAUUUCAACUAUGAUUGAGUUUAUACGCAGAAUAAAAUCCUAGAAGGGAAGUUGCUAGUUCAGGGCAUUUGUAAUUUAGUAUAUAUUGCCCACAUGCCCAUUUUAUAUUCCCAACAUCAGUGAUUGAGAGUGUGUUUUUCCUCAUAGCCAUGCCAACACAGUGCAUUAUUAAAAGUUUAGAUUUUUUGAGUCGUGUUAAGUGAAAAAUUGCAUCUCUAGUUUCUUAAAAUUGUUCAAUUGUUUAUUUUUAAGACUUGGAUUUUCAGUCCCAGCAAAAUUAUGGUUUUUUUUUUCUAUCUUCCUCCAGCAUUUACUUUUUAAAAAAGUAUAAUACAAUAAAAUGCAUCCAUUUUAAAUGUAGUGCUUGAUGUGCUUUGACAAAUGUGAACACUUGUAUAACCACCAGCCAGCACAAUCAAGAUAUAGAAUGUUUCCAUCAACUCACAAAGUUCCCUGUGUCUCUUCUCAGUCAAUCCUUGUCGCUCCCUCUCCUGAGGCUCAGGACACCAGUGAUGAAUUCUCUGAAACUAUUGAUUAAAUUUUACUUGUCUAGAACUAUAUAUAAAUUAUACCAUACAGCAUGUACUCUUGUGUCUAGUGUCUGUAGUUUUUAUUGUUAGUAAUAUUCUGUGUUUUGUCCUGGUCUCAGCCUAUCAAUAACCAGUGUUGUGCUCAGACUAGUCCUUGUCUGAGAUCUUACUAGUUCUUACGAGCUGCCCUUCAGCAAUAACCAUCAGGAAACUGAAAAAAUACCGGUUUAUUACUCACAGGUUUGGCAAUUAAACAACACACCUCGGGCCACACAUUGAGGUCAGGUGGGUACAGAGCAAGAGCAUGCGCACAGGCCAGGGAUGCUGCUUUUAUUGGGAUCCAGGGUGGCGACCUACGGUUCCACAGGCUCAAUCUUUAUUGGUGAAUUUAAAAUAGAGUUGGAACUAAACCAGGGAAUGAGGGCGGGGACGCGGGGGUGGGGGUGGGAAGUAGCCUAAAUGGUCAGUUACUGAAAUCAACCAAGGUCUCUAAAACCGAAGCCUGGAUAUUGUGUGACCAGUGCUGUUGAGCCUCUGUCUAUGCACGCACUUGUGAAGUGUCUGUUCAGAUAUUUUUUUUCCAUUUAAAAAAUAGGUUAUCUUAUUGAUGUCAUUAAGAGUUCUUAGUAUACUCUGGACUCAAAUCUUUUAGCAGGUAUGUAUAUUUGGACUAUUUUCUCCAAGUUUGCCUUUCUAACUUGAUGCUUUAACUUGACAAGCAACAGUUUUUAAUUUUGAUGAAGUUCAACCUAUAAUUUUUUAAUGGUUAGAAAUUUUGUGUCCUAUAUCUUGGAAGUCUUCGCUCAUUUCAAGAUCUUGAAUAUUUUCUCCUGUGUUUUCUUCUAAAAGUUUAGAUUCAGCUAUUAGUUUUAGGUUUGUGAUUCAUUUUUACUUAUGGUGUGAGGUAAAACGUUGAGGUUCUUCUCCCCCACCGCUCCCCACAUGGUAAUCCAAUUGUUCUAGCACUUUUUGUUGAAAAGAUAUCUUCUCCAUUAAAUUAUGUUGAAGCCUUUUUAUUGUGCUUUCUCUUA